Messenger RNA from Volvox carteri f. nagariensis, 8348 nucleotides. RefSeq lists its product as uncharacterized. Gene Ontology annotation, cellular component: endoplasmic reticulum membrane; Dsl1/NZR complex. Lineage: Eukaryota; Viridiplantae; Chlorophyta; Chlorophyceae; Chlamydomonadales; Volvocaceae. The record is from RefSeq and is a predicted model, not a curated record. The transcript has 28 exons. Gene Ontology annotation, biological process: retrograde vesicle-mediated transport, Golgi to endoplasmic reticulum. The coding region runs from base 1 to 7968 and encodes 2655 amino acids. Gene Ontology annotation, molecular function: SNARE binding.
AUGCAGCAAAGUAGCAACUCUGUAUUGUAUGAGGAGUUAGAACAGUACACCUCGAGCAGUAAUGGGAGGGCGAUUGCAGGCCUUCUAUCACAAAAGCGACGUUACCUGAGCGAUCAAGCUGAUGGCUCUCGCUUGGCGGUAGCCUGUGCCUCCCGGCAUAUUUACAUCCUGGACAGGUCCGGCCAGCCCGUGUCCCUGCUAUCGGCCUCGGCCGGGCCCUGGACCGCCAAGCCUGUUGGUGCGCUGGCCAUGCCGCUGCCCACCACACUGCUUAUCCUGACCGGCCGUCCAUCCCAGCUUUUCAUCGUGCCGCUGGACGCUCCGCCGCGUGUACUCCAAGGACUGCGGCCCCAGCAGCUCAGUCGGCAGUGCGACACUGUACGGGUUGCAGCAUACGAUGCUCGUACAUCAACCCUCGUGGUGGCAGGGGAGAGCGGCCCGGCCGGCGGCGGCAAGGGCCCUGCAGCCGCGGGCGCGCGCGUUAGCGUCAGCACUUGGCGGCUGGAGGUGUCCGGUCCAGGAGCUGCUGCGGCCGCUGCCACCAAAGCAGUCCCACUUGGAUCCUUUGUCGGCUCGCUAAGCGAAAGCGCCGGCGCUGGCGGCAGUGGACCCGCGGCCGCCACUGUAACAGCGGCAGCAGCCUGGGCGCGGCGUCGCUGGACUCUGUCCCUUUCGCCACUGGGUGAGCACGUGGCGAUUGUGGCUCCGCCCGCCCCAGGAGUGCUGAUACUGUCGGUGCCGCAGUGCCGGAGAGAGGACCCUGGGGAGAGAUUUGGGGGCCGCACGGCGCCUCCAGCGUCAGCUUUUCGGACCACUCUGACCCGGUCCGUGGAGUCGGCGGCGAGCGCCUCCUGGUGGGGCUCCGAAACCGCCCUGGCGCUGAGCGACAUGGCGGGCUAUGUGGGCCUUGCACAGCUGCCGGGAUACGACAACCUGCUGGCAGGCGACGAGCAGCCCAAGUAUGCACCAGGUACUCUGGUGGCCUCCAAGAGCGGCGGUCCAGGGACCCGCGGGCUCCUGGUUCUGGAGCCUUUGAUUCCGCCAGAAUCCAAGAUCCCCGGAUCCGGGGGGGUGGCCGCCGCAGACGGGGUUCGCAGCGCCCGUGCGUCCAGGGGUGCUGCGGCCUCUGCAGAGGCUGCUGCAGCGGCUUCCGCUGCCGCCGCCCCUGGCUUACGGCUGCUGCUGCUAGCGCAGCGAACGCCCGAGGAGAUGCUCCAGGUGCACAUGCGGCACCAGCAGUGGGGCAGGGCGCUGGAGCUGUGCGCCGCCGCGGGGUUGAACGCCGAUCGGGUGUAUGGCGCCAGAUGGGCCUCCCGACCUGUGGAUGCAGCCAACAUAGCUGACAACCUGGCCAAGAUCGCGGACAGGCGAUGGGUUGUGGGGGAGUGCUGCCGGCGAGUGGCCUCCGACUAUGAGGGGCAGCGCAAGCUGAUCAACUACGGUCUACGGGAGACGGCGAGGCAGGCCAAGCCGCCGGCAGCAGCUGACAGCGUGGAUGACGCGAGUUCAAACGCUUCCGCGCCGGGUGGUGCUGCAACGGCGGCGGCGGGUGGUAGUGGCGAAAGGACCGACCCACGGGACACCGCCUGGUGGUGGUGCACCCGGCUGAAGCUGUGGCGACAUAGCGACCGACUGGAGGUGCUCUACGCGGCGCAGGGCAGGACCUUCAAUCCGUCCGCCUAUGCCGCCUUCCGCGACCUGUCCCUGGCCGCCGCGGCGGGCUCCUGGGCUGCCACUGGUGCCUUGGGUCCUCUGGCGGUGCUGGCUCAGCACUACCCCGCCUCCCUGUCGGGUCCGGUGCUGCUGGGGGUGCUGUCCAGGCUUCCGGAGACCAUUAACCCACGCCUCUACAGCGCACUGCUGCCCAGACCGGCCGACGGUGAGGAAGUACCGGUGCCACUGCGGCCGCCCCCGGUCCGCAAGCAAGACUGGGUUGAGCAGCCGGAGGUACUGGCGGAGAUCCGGAAGGCGGUCGCGGCUGGAUCUGGAUCUGGAUCUGGAUCGGCUGUGGAUCUGCCGGAUUGGGAUCCAGAGGCUACGGAUGCGUUGGUGCGUGUGCUGGCCCCGCGUCCGCGGCUGUCCGCUGCGGCAGCCUCGGAGUGGUACGCGGAGCGAGCGCUGCAGUUGGACGAGGAAACUGGGCAACUACAGGGUGCCCUGGCGCUGCUGGAGCUGGGCUGGGAGCGGGGCGCCCGGGGGCCGCGAGUGGCGCAACUGCUGGGGGCAGCGAUGGCGCUUACAAGCGUCAUCAGCGCUACGACCCAUCACCACCGUGCAUCCCUCGCGGCCGGCUCGGCCAGCUCCCCCGGCGGCGUGCUGUGGCGCCUUCGCCUGGGGGACUUUGCGGAGAUGCCAGGAGCGCAGCAGCUCCGGUUGCUGCUGGCGGGCAGUGACGAGGAUAGCCUCCGCCAAGACCUGCGGGAAAGAUUCCUUCUGUUUGGCUUUUAUCUGAGCCAGCUGUUCGGCAUGGUCGGGGAGGCGCUCUCUGUCGCAGACUGCGGCACCAGCACCAGGAGGGUGGUUCCCUUCCUGCGCGGCCCCGGCUGGGAUGCCGCCCGGGUAGGACCGCUGCUGGGGGCUCUGAUGGCUGAGGAGAUGGCGGCCAGGCCCGCCUGGGCAGCCGCCCUGGUGGAGGCGGAGGCGCGGGACAGGAUGCUGUUCGAGAGCACCGAGGAGCUUGUGCAGGCUGUCACCUCUGCUGUAGCGGGUUGCCCUCACACGGAUGAAUGGCCCUCCUUGGAGCGGGCAAUGGCGGCCGUAGAGGCCGCAGCCAGUGAAGAGGCGGCCGCAGCGGCCGCGGCCGGGGAGACUUCUGCAGAAGCAGCAACAGCGACGGCGGCGGCGCGGCGGUUGUCAUCGUCGUCGGAGUCGGAGUCUUGUGGGGGCUGGCUAGCUGGCCUCCGGGAGCUGCGCGGCUUCGUGCGUGCGGGGUCGCUGCUAGCGGCGCGGGGACUGCCGCUGACGGUACGGCACGUCAGCAGCUGCGGGCGGGAGGAGGCAGCGAGGUGCAUACGGCAGGUGCUGGGGAGGUUACAGAGGUCCAGUCCCUCUAUGCCUGAUGCCGCCUGGUCGCAGCUGUGGCUCGAUCUGGUGCAGGUUCGUUCCGCCGCCUUUCCCUUCCUGGAGCCCCAGGAGCUGCUGUCCGAGGUGGCGAGGUGCAUGCUGCACUGCGGCCGCAACGACCUGGCCAAUGCCUACCUGCAUGGGGGUGCUCCCGGCGAGACCCAUGUGGCACUGGAACCGGAGGCCGCGGACGCGCUCAUCACCUCCGUCGCCGCUGAGAUCCUGGCUGGUGCUAACGACCCAUGGGACAGCGCCGCACAGCAAUCAGCUGCUUGCCUUGCGCUUGCGUCGCCCGACGCUCCGCCAGCUGUCGCACUGCGGCGCCUGGUUUCUGCGCUGCAGAUGCUGCCUGAGCUGGGACUUGACGUCAUCCCCGCCCAAGUCAUGCAGAUGACGGACCGCUUUGAGGUCAUUCGGCUGAUUUUGGAAGGCAGCGGAAACGAUGACGGCGGCGGCGGCCUCUUGUCCACCGCUGGUGCUACCUCCGCGGCCGGUGGAGUCGGCUUUGGCAGCACGUUAGGGCUGGCGGCGUCGGCGGCGCUAGGCGGAAAGCUCAGCCGUCGUCGGGCGGCGGUACGGGCAGCAGGCCAGGCGGCCGUGGCGGGUGGCCGGGCGGCAGCGGCGCUUGCCGGUGGGCUGCUGGCGGUGGCCGGGCGGGUGGCAGGCGCAAACGUGGCGGAGGCGGUGGCGGGACGCAUGGCGCCAAUGGCGGGCAUCGUCGCCGGCGCGGUGGCGGCUACGGUAUCUGCAGCAGCGGCGGCGGCGCCGACGGUAGCGCACGGGGGCACCGUACAGCCGCCCUACAAGCAAGUCGGCCGCCUGUUGGAGCUUGCUGAGCUUCUCGGGCUGGACUCUCCAGACGACGAGCUGCGGCUGAAGGACCUGGCCGGGACAGCGGCGCUGCGAGCUGGUGACCUGGCCACCGCACAGCACCUGGCACUGGAGCUGCUGGCGGCAAGAUACAUGCCUGCGUGGUCGCUGUGCGCGGAGCUGGGGUCCAAACGGCAGUUGCAGGAUGAUGUCGUACGGGAGCAGCUACUGUCGUACGCAUUGCUGCAUUGUCCCGCCGAACGCAUGACUCGGCUGCUGGAGGAAUUGAGGGCGGUGGAGAGGCCCUGUUGGGGUGAGGCCGGUUGGGCAGAUGGUUCCGAUCCGUUGCUGGAGGCGCCCGAGUACCUCCUCCGAGAGGCGCUGCUAGCUCCCGGUCAGCGAGCCGCAGCCGCCUCCCCUGGAGCCGCUGCCACUGCCCACCUGCCCUUGCCGGGGGAUACCCACCUGGCGCUGGCAGUGCUGGAGCCUGGGACUGCAACCGGCAGUGCCGGUAGGGCCAUCAAGCUGCUGGAGGGUCUCCGAGGUGGCGGCGGCAGCGAGGAUGGUAGCGGUAGCGGCGGCGGCGCCGGGUUGCCUUAUGCGCAGCUGCAGCGUGUGGCGGCUAUGGAGUGCUAUUGCCAUUGCCUGCGGGCGCUGCUGCCGGCAGCCGGUAGCGGUGCGGAGAGGCUGCGGUUGUUGGAGCAGCCACUGGGGGAGCUGCUUCAGAGGGUGCGGCAACUUGGUACGACACCGGCGUCCAUGUCCGACGCUACGGCGGACGCUGCCGCGGCCGCACUGGCGGCGGAGGCACGGCUGGCGGCAGCGCGUGACAGCCGUACCGUGCGUCAGCAUUUGCCCGGCGUGGAUGCGGCCCAGUUUGCAAGUGGAGGCGACGAAUAUCGCCGCCAGGCCAUUCUGCAGCAGGCUGCACUGGCGGGAAAGGCGGAGGCGGAGGCACCGGGGGCGGCAUCCCCACGUGCGGCAGAGCUGAUGGAGCAGGCCAGACAGCUAGCUGCGGCGUACGGCGUUGACCCAUGGGACGUGGAGCUGCACUUCAUGUCCGCGCUCAUCACCGAUGCCGUUGCCGUGACGGCCGAGCUGCGUGCCGCUGUGCAGUCACGCGAGCCGGGUCUCCUGCAGCGACCCAAGGCCCUGCUGCGGCACCUGGCGACUGCCACCUACCCGGUACUUCCCACCUCCAGCGGGCCCCAUCUGGCGCUAUGGCUGGCGGUGCUGACGGACUGCCUGCACGCCUGUGCCAAGGACGACCCGGCAACCGCCGCAUUGACCGCCUCCAUCGCGCCGAUCCUGGGCAAGCUGCGGGACCUACUGGAGAAGGCCGCCGCAGCGCUCAAGGGUCUUUCACUGACGCAACUACACGCGCCGCUACUGGCGCCGCUGCUGGCCCCGCUGGGAGUGACGCUGGCGGGGCCAGCGGCGUCUGCGGCAGCCACCGCACCUGCCGAUGCGGCCGCAGCUGCGAUCUUUUCUUACGUAAAGCCCAGCAACCUGGCUCAGGCAGCCAAGCUCGUGACUGCACUGCACAAGCUGUUGGGCCCGCCGGGGAAGAAGGCCGCGGCAGCGGGCCCGGGGUCGGGCACAGGGCUGCUGUUCCCGGACCUUCAGCGCGCGCUGGACUCCCUACCGCCGAGCCUGCCAUACCUAUGCCUGUGCGUGAAGGCCGUGGGGACGAAAUCUGGAGGGCAACAACAACAGCAGCACCAGCAGCAGCAGCGGGACAUGGCUGUGGCGUGGAGUCACGUUGAGGAGCAUGUGGUGCGGUUGCCACCAGCGCAGCUGGCUGCGUGGCUAGCGUUCCUGCUGCUGCCCGGUUCGCAGUGCCCGUUGUGUCCGGGGGUCACUGGCGCGCAGCUGGCGCCGUGCCCUUGCCCUGUGGACGUACGUCUCGUGAUACUGGACACCUGCAUGCCCAGGCUGCAGUCCCCACACGCCGCAUCGAUGACGACGCAGCCGGCGGCGGCAGAGGCUUCGAUAGCUGCCGCACAUGGCGACAAUGCCGCUGCCGCCUGCGCCGUCACGGAAGUCCUCCGCCGCUUGCGAUCUCUACACCGCCGGCUGUUGAUGCUGCGAGCUGCAAAGCAGCACGCGGCGGAUGGCCUGGAUGCGCAGCAGUUGAAGGACUUGGAGUAUUCCCUGCUGUCCGCGGACGACCCCACAGCAGCGGCCUCAGCCUCUUCCGCCGGCGGCGCAGACGCCGCCGCUGGGGCCGUGAGGCUCGCCCUAUCCUCUCUUGCGGCCGCUGGAUGUCCCGCGGCUGUCCUGCUCGACAUUGCAGCUGUGGCGGCGGAGCCACAGCCUCUAGCCGACGGAGGAGGGACCGACGCCACACCAGGGUCCGCCGCCGUCGGCCCGGCGGCGGCGGCGGUUGCCUUGUUGGAGUCGGCAGUCGGCGAUACCGUGGGGUCGGCGCUGAGUGCAUUGCUGGAUGAGACAGGUGAAUCGACGACGGCUGCUGGCUUGGCCCGGCUCAAGGGAGCCUUGAGGUGCCUAGAUAGACCACAGGACAGGAGCUCCAAUCCGACUGUUCUCGACUCCGGCGUAUCGGCGGACCCGGCGGACGCGAAAGCAGAGGAUUUGGCGCACACGCUACGGGUGCUGCGGGACCGUGUGUGGCGCGACUUGCAGCGCUUUACGGACGAGCGACUGCCCUCCCUGGAGAGGCUCAGGCCAAGUGCGGCUUCGGAGCUUCUGGACAUGCAGGCAGCGCUGGGCACACGGGUGAUGUGGUCUGAUUGGGCGACCAGUGGCGGCCACUCCGAUGAUGCCGGGAAGCACCGCCAGAGGCUGCUCCUCACCCGGACUCGGGCGCUGCUCGCCCACCUAGUGGUCCCAGCCUCGCCAUCACCGCCAUCAUAUCAACUAACAGACCAGCAACAUCACCCUGCGGCCAUGCCUAUGCCAACUGUGCAACUUGAUGACCUAACGACACUCGAGGCAGCAGAGCGGCUAUUCACCAGGGUGCUGCAGGCCGUGCAAGGGGGUGCUGGCGGCGGCUGGGGUGGCACAGCAAGCCUCACGCAGCUGCGGCAGCUGGCGUGUCUAUUAACUGACAUUUGGCAGGACGGGGACAUGUGGAGCCAGAGCCAAGACGCUGCGUCGGGCAGCGGUGGGGGCAGCGGUGUGGCGCCGGCGGCGGAGGGGAAGGAGGAGGAGGAGGCGGCGGCGGCAGGGCGGGUCUCCUUACUACACGGCUGCUGGCGGGAGCUGGCUGCGGAGCUGCUGCGUUGCAGACAACUGUUGGAGGUGGUCAGUCUACUGGAUCCUCCUGGACUGGACACCAUCAAGGAAACAGACAGCAGCCGCAUCAUCUCGAAGGCCAGCUGUGGGAUGCAGCCUGGGGCAUCCUCCCUUCCCUCUUUGACGGGCCGGCCGCUGCCGCUCUCUCCUGAAGAUGUACAGCAACUCAUUCAUGCAUCGGCCAACGGCGCCGACGGCGCUGCAGCCAGCUGGUGUUUAGGCCUGGCGUCGCCGUACAAAAUCCAUCGAGAACAAGCCCUUAAGGAUCUCGAGGCAGCGUCUUCCGACGGCGGUGGUCCCAUCCCCUGCGACAUCGCUGUGCUACUUCUGGCGUUUCUGGUCCGGUCUGAAGACGCGGCGCAACUGGGGACGUCGCAGCACCCGCUGCUAGCGCGGCUGGUGGGGUCGGUCCCUGCGUCCCCGGCGCAAGCAGUGGCGGCGGCGGCAGUGGAGGGCCGCGACGCCGCGGCAAUGGGCUGUGUGCUGCCUUGCUUGUUGGCGCUGUUGGUGGAGCGCCAGCAGUGCGGACUGGCGGCGGCGCUUGUCUCCCGGCGGCUGAGGUUGCACCCGGCACUGGCGAGCGCUGGGGGCUCCAUGCUCCUGCUGGAGCGCUACCUGAAGGCGGAAGCCGCAUGUGACGGCGAUGGCAGCGACCGGCCUGAAAGAGCGGGAGGCGCCCGUGGCAUGGAAUCGGAUGCGGGGCGUGGGGACCAACUGCUUGGAUGCUUGCCAGCGGCGGUUGACCAUUUGCGGUGCACCUUCCGAGAACGGUGCAGGCGGGCAUUGCGGGUGUUGACAGCGGCUGCGGCGGUGACGGCCACGGCGAAUACCGAGUGAGGCCGCCGGACUACGGACGGGACGGCAGGCUAUGGAGACUGGGCUGUCGCAAGCGGUCAUUGUGGGACCUUAGGUGAUUGUGGGGCCUUAGGGCACGGAUGGUGGCCGAGCAUCAUGUGGGGAUCACGAGUAUGUAACAUUGUCAAUGUCGAGGGUGUAUGCUUCUCGACCAAGUAUAAUGGGAAGUUGAGGAUAGCUGGGACUUCCAGGAAACUCGGUCACUCGCGUCAAGACGGCACUUCCCAACGAAAACUCCAAAGUUUUGCCCACCCGCUGCGUGUUGGGAUGCCAAGGGAUGUCAUGGAGGUUCCGGGGCCACGUGUGCCAUUUUGGAAAGGCGUUUGCCAUUUUACAUUGCAUGCCCUGUAUAUCCUGCAUGG